UUUGCGAGAAACAUCAAAGAUAAAAUCCAAAAAGUAAAACACAGAGAAAGAAGAUAACAGAUUCAGCAGUUUCAACGUUCAAAACAAAAGGUUUAAGGAAUUGCUAGAUGGAAGAAGAAACAAAAGUGAAAGGUGCACGGGAGGAUCUAAAGUCGGUCGAUGUUUCUGUUAAGGAUGUGAAUACAGAAAUGAGAAAGGAAGAUAAAGCUAUGGAGCAAGAAGAGGAGGAUACUACAUUUGAUGGUGGAUUCAUAAAAGUUGAGAAAGAAGGAAUCAACAUCAAGAGGGAUGAGAAAGCAGAGAAGCAAGUUCCAAGCUCAAGCAGUUCACAAGGAGAACUAGAGAAGAAGAAAGCUUCUGAAUCUCAAGAGUCAUUGGCUCUUAAAGUCUCUGAACAGGAAAGCAUUAAUCUGAAGCUAAGGGAAGAACUCAAAGAGAAGGAACUGCUCCAUGCCUUAUCUAAAGACCAAGAAGGAAUAAUCAAAACUGCUAAUGAGAAGUUGACCAAAGUGUUGCAAGAGAAAGAGAUUCUUGAAACAUCUGUAGCAGAGAUCACUCGCAUAGCAGCUGAAAGAAAAGAGAAGUGUGAUGAACUUGAAGAGAAGUUAUUGAUUUCAGAUGAAAAAAUCUCUAAAACAGAUUCUCUUUUAUCUCAAGCUUUGUCCAACAACUCUGUUCUUGAACAGAAGUUGAAAUCUAUGGAAGCUUUAUCUUCUGAAGUAUCUCAACUAAAAUCUGCUUUGAUAGUGGCUGAAAAGGAGGCAAAAGAUUCAGCUAGAAAGAUGCAGGAGUACCAAGAGAAGGUAGCUAAACUGGAAUCAUCUUUGAACCAGUCAUCUGCCAGAAUCUCAGAGCUUGAAGAAGAUCUAAGGACAGCUUUGCAGAAAGGUGCAGAGCAUGAAGAUAUUGGAAAUGUGAGUAUUCAGCGCUGCCUUGAGCUACAAGGUUUAUUACAAACAUCACAGUCAGAACUGGAGAAAGCUGCGGGAAAACUGAAAGACAUGGAAGCAGUCCAAGUGAAAAACUCUAGCCUUGAAGCUGCUCUAAGCGUAGCAAUGGCCGAGAAGAAAGCAUUAGAGGAUACAGUGAAGGGAUAUAAUGUGAAAAUAACUGAGUCUGAAGAGAGACUUGUGAAGCAAGCAAGGGAAUUAGAUGAAGCAACCACAAGAAGCAGAGAGCUUGAAGCUUUGCAAAAACACUCAGAGCUUAGUAUCCAAAAGGCAAUGGAGGAACUCAGAAGCAGAGAUACAGAAGUGAAAGAUCUCAAGGAGAGGAUAAGAUUGUAUGAAGAGAAGUUGUCUGAAGCAUCUGUUCACUCGUUUUCUUUGAAAGAAGAUCUUGAUCAAUCUUCCUUGGAGAACGAGCUACUAGCAGAUACAAACAACCAGCUCCAGAUCAAGAUUCAAGAACUUGAAGCAGAGAAGGAAACUGCAACUAGACAGGCUGAAGAAGCAACCAAAAGGUUUGAACUGAGAGACAUAGAAGCUAAAGAGUUGGUUACAAAGUUGAAGUCUCAUGAAAACCUAAUCGAGGAACGUAAAAGGGAGAUACUGGAAGCAUCUGAAGUUGCUAACACUAGGAAAAUGAAGCUUGAAGAGUAUUUGUUGAAGCUUAAGGCUUCUGAAGAUACAAUCAAAGAGCUUGAGAAAGAAAAUGGAUCCUUGGCUGAAGUGAACUUAAAGCUGAACCAGGAACUAGCAAACCAUGGAUCUAAGACAAGUGAUUUUCAGGCAAUGUUCUCUGCUUUAGAAGCUGAGAAAGACCAAACAGUGAAAGAGCUUCAUGCUUCAAAGGCAGCCAUAAAAGAAUUAAGAAACAAGCUUACUUCUGAAAGAGAAAGAUUAAGAUCAAAGAUGACUUCCCUUGCUGAAGAGAAUAACCAAGUCAAUGAGAUAUAUCAAAGCACAAAGAGUGAGCUUGUAAAGCUUCAAGAACAACUCGAAGUAGAGAAGUCUAAAGUUGAUACUAUGGUGUCGGAAAUCAAGCAGCUCAGUGCUAUGGCUGCUGAGAAGUCGGUGUUGGAGUCUAAACUUGAAGAAGUAGAAACACAAUUGAAAACUGCUGAAGCUAAGUUAAAAGAAGAGGUUGAAAAAGUUGAAAAGCUGACCUCAAAACUGCAUGAACAUGAGACUAAUGCAAGUCAGCUUUAUAAAGAGCUUCAAGAAUCUCACACAGUCAUCUCUAAGGAGAAAGAGGCAGUUUCUCAGGAGCAUUCAGUGUUGGAAGCUACUCUAAAGAAAUCACAAGAAGAGGUUGAAGCUAAGACAAGUAUGAUUAUUCAUCUUGAAUCAUUGGUUAAAGAUCUUGAACAGAAAGUGCAGCUUGCAGAUGCUAAGUCUAAGGAAACCGGGACAAAGGGAAAAGAAGAAGUGCAAGUUAAAUCUCGAGACAUUAAUUUAUCAGGAAACGUUACAACAACUCAGAAAGCUGAAACAUCUCAUCUCAUGACACUGAAGAUUGUCCUUGGAGUGGCUAUCUUGUCUGUCAUUAUAGGAAUCAUUCUUGGGAAAAACUAUUGAAGUUCUUCAAUGGUGUUUUUUUUUUUUUUUUAACGUCCUUUUCUAUUGUUUGCCAAGCAAGGCUGUGUUAUAACACAAGAAUCUGAUCGACUGUUUAGAUGGUACAUUAAACCAUCUAUCUAUCUUGUGUGCUAACC
Molecule: messenger RNA, 2656 nt
Organism: Eruca vesicaria subsp. sativa (arugula)
Lineage: Eukaryota; Viridiplantae; Streptophyta; Magnoliopsida; Brassicales; Brassicaceae
Source: the annotation of a GenBank genome assembly